Messenger RNA from Cricetulus griseus (Chinese hamster), 1056 nucleotides. The record is from RefSeq and is a predicted model, not a curated record. NCBI's taxonomy places the organism in Eukaryota, Metazoa, Chordata, Mammalia, Rodentia, Cricetidae.
UCCUGAAGGUAGAAUGCCAUCCGUUUCCUUACCAGUGGGGAAGACGCACUGAAAGAAGGAAAUACACAAAAACUAGCCACUAAGUAUUAAAUGAUGGCCAGUAGAGUAGCCAAGGUGGAGAACUGUAAGUGAAGUGCCUGGGCGGGGGCCAGCCAUGCAUCGCAGCACUCAGGGUGAAGCUCCAGCCAGGUCACGUCGACUCAGUAGAUUUCCCCUGGCUCUGGCUAAAGCGUGAGUCAUCCUGCCUAGUGGAGUUGGGGACGCUGGCACAGAUGCACUCCAUGAAGAGGCCAGUGUGAAGCCAGAAGCUGCAGGGUGAAUAUUUCAGGUAUAAAGGCAUCCCCUUUCCAGUCGGCAUGUACUCACCUGAGAGCCUCAGCCUGGCCGAGAACACCGACAACGUGAGGGAUGAGGACAUCUUCAUUGUCACCUACCCCAAAUCAGGUACCAACUGGAUGAUUGAGAUCCUUUGCUUAAUCCUGAAAGAUGGGGACCCCUCAUGGAUCCGUUCUGAGCCCAUUUGGCAACGUGCACCCUGGUGCGAGACCAUCAUAAGCGCCUUCAGCCUCCCAGACCGGCCCAGUCCCCGCCUCAUGAGCUCCCACCUUCCCAUUCAACUGUUCACAAAGGCCUUCUUCAGCUCCAAGGCCAAGGUGAUUUACUUGGGCCGGAACCCCAGGGACGUUGUGGUCUCCCUCUAUUAUUACUCUAAGAUUGCAGUGCAAUUGAAGGACCCUGGUACACCUGACCAGUUCCUUCAGGAUUUCCUCAAGGGAGAAGUGCAGUUUGGCUCCUGGUUUGACCACAUCAAGGGCUGGAUCCGGAUGCAGAGCCACGAGAACUUCCUGUUUAUCACCUAUGAGGAGCUGCAGCAGGACCUUCGAGGCUCCGUGCAACGCCUCUGCGAGUUCCUGGGCCGGCCACUGGGUGAAGAGGCCUUGAGCUCUGUGGUGGCCCAUUCUGCUUUUGGUGCCAUGAAGGCCAAAAAGAUGUCCAACUACACACUACUGCCAGCCAGCCUGCUGGACCACCGCCAGGGGGCGUUCCUGCGCAAAG